AAUCAGUCUAGCAGAUUCAUUAAAUAAGAUGGAUUUUGAUAAAGAUGUAGAAGAUAAGAAGAAUGGUAUUGAGGAAAAUGAGGAAGAAAAUAAGGAUGAUAACAAAGAUGAAGAAGAAAUAGAUACAGAAUGA
Messenger RNA from Funneliformis caledonium, 133 nucleotides. The record is from the annotation of a GenBank genome assembly. NCBI's taxonomy places the organism in Eukaryota, Fungi, Glomeromycota, Glomeromycetes, Glomerales, Glomeraceae.